CAUAAGUGAUGUCACCUGAUAAUGAAGAGGGCAGGGUGUGCUAAUGUUUACAACCAUUGGGUUGUCAAUAAUUUUAUCGUAAAAACUGAUUGAUUUGGUUGAUUUUUUCACAAUAUAGGAUAAGAAGACUGAAUAAUGGCGCAAACUAAAUGACCCCUCCUCGUAUUCAGGCAGUUGUUUACUAUGUACUCUGCAAUGCUUUCAGCUACCCACAUCUGACAUGUAGCUAACUGACACUCCACUGCCAGAUUUUAACAUUCAGGUUUUCGUUAACGGUGAAUUCCCCUGUUUGGUCUUGACUGUGUACAGUAACUCUGAGCUGGCGUCUGGAAGGACCAAGGACAAGAAUUCAGAUUGUAUAUUUUGUUGGUGAACAGUGUCCCAAUGGAGUGGGUGUUCAUCAUGAAUCGGAUGAGCUCUCAGGGUAGCUCUGCAGCCCAGCGGAGGCGGAUGGCUCUGGGGGUGGUGAUACUCCUGCUGGUGGAUGUCAUCUGGGUAGCCUCCUCCGAGCUAACCUCAUACAUUUUCAAGCGACAGGAGUACAACAAACCUUUCUUCAGCACAUUCACCAAGACCUCCAUGUUUGUGCUGUAUUUGCUGGGUUUCUUGCUGUGGCGGCCCUGGAGGCAGCAGUGCACCGGCACUCUGAAACGCAGGCGCUCUGCAUUUUUUGCCGAUGCUGAGGCUUACUUUGCACCCUGCACCACUGACACCACUGUGAACAACUGUUUGAGUGAACCACUGUAUGUGCCAGUGAAGUUCCAGGAUGUACCUGCUGACCACUCAAAUUGUUUAAUUGGAGACUGUGAAUCUUCUACCAAAAAGCAGCGGGUGCGUUUUAGUAAUAUCAUGGAGGUGCGUCAGCUGCCCUCUACUCAAGCUCUGGAGGCCAAGCUGUCCCGGAUGUCCUACCCAGCAGCCAAGGACCAUGAAGCCAUGUUGCGCACAGUGGGCAAGCUAACCAUCACUGAUGUGGCCAAAAUCAGCUUCUUCUUCUGCUUUGUGUGGUUCUUGGCUAACCUGUCCUACCAGGAAGCCCUGUCUGAUAUGCAGGUUGCAAUUGUCAACAUUCUGUCAUCCACCUCAGGCCUGUUUACGCUCAUCUUAGCAGCCAUAUUUCCCAGCAAUAGCAGUGACCGCUUCACCUUGUCCAAACUGUUAGCUGUGGCUCUGAGCAUGGGAGGUGUUGCCCUCGUGAGUCUUUCUAGCAUGGAUAACCCAGACGACAAAGGCAUCAUAGGUUCUUUGUGGUCACUGGCUGGGGCGAUACUUUAUGCUGUCUACAUUGUAAUGAUCAAGAGACGAGUGGAUCGGGAGGAUAAGCUUGACAUUCCCAUGUUUUUUGGGUUUGUGGGUCUGUUCAACCUGCUGCUUCUGUGGCCAGGCUUCCUCGUGCUUCACUACACGGGCUUCGAGGCCUUUGAACUUCCCAGCCAGCUGGUGUGGACUUACAUCCUCAUCAAUGGUCUCAUUGGAACUGUUCUCUCAGAGUUCCUCUGGCUCUGGGGCUGUUUCCUCACAUCAUCUCUAAUCGGAACUCUGGCACUGAGCCUCACUAUCCCUCUCUCUAUUAUGGCAGAUAUUUGCAUGCAGAAGGUACGGUUCUCGUGGCUGUUUUUUGCUGGGGCAGUUCCUGUCUUCCUCUCCUUCUUCAUCGCCACGCUCUUAUGCCACUAUAACAACUGGGACCCUGUCCUAGUGGGGCUGAGGAGAGUAUAUGCCUUCAUUUGCAGGAAACAUCGCAUUCAGAGGUUGCCAGAAGACAGUGAGCAAUGUGAAAGCCUUAUUCCUUUGCACGCUGUCUCCCCCAACGAGGGAAGCUUCUGUUCGUGAUCCAACAAUCCAACACAAUGUGGCAAAUGUGGAACUUGCUGAGCUGACAAUCUGGAAGCUUUCAGAGACAUUGAACUACCCCAGUGCCUCCUAUUAAAACUAUUUAUUUUCUACAGUGUUGAGAUGACCCAGCCAUUUCUACAAGCUCAUUUUAUUUCAUGUCAGUCAUCACAGACUGAGAUUCACUUUUUGGACGUUUUCUGUGUUUUAAAAAAAACAAACAAACUUUAUGGUACUCAAGGUGCUGGACAUUAUCAGUGAUUACUAUAGUGUCAUGUGACCAAAUGAAACGCUACAUGUUGAACUUGAUCUAGCUGCGUGUGUGUCUUUGAAACAUCAUCAGUGGAAAAGAGUUCCCAUCACUAUUAUAUGAAGGACGAUGUUCUGUACUGGACAUGGUUCUGUUCGUCCAUAAGCCUUUUUAAAUCUUGCUGCUUGUUCGGAAGUGUAUGUGUGAAGCAGACACAAUGAAUUUUCAUAUGGCCAUUUCCUGUAUGGCUGGCUGCACACUCAUGGAGCAAACCUAGUCUUUCCUGAUGGUGUUCGUAUCAACAAGUUGGCAUAAUAGUGAAGGAAAUUUUUACUUUUCAGGUCAGCCAUGUGAUGCACUUCAUAUGAGUCAGUGUAUAUGACCGUAUUCUUUUCAUGACCAAUAACCACACUCAAUAGAAUUAGAAAUUCAGUAAUUCAAUGAUGAGUUCAUGUAUGCUGGAAGAAGAAAAAUGAAAUCACACUACAGCUGAACAAGAUCCUACAGUUCAAUAACUUUCCUUUUGCGUCUUGCUCUGACAGUGCUGGAUCCUAACAACAAACUGUGAUAGAGACGUAAUCUUUGCAUUUGAAUAUGAAUCGACAGUAAGCCCUCCGCUAUAAGCUAUGAAACGUCUUGCUGCAAUAACAGUUGUCUGCUUGAAUGAACGGUUUCCUUUUCAAAUGGGUGUAAAUACUGUACACAUUGAAACAUUAGCAGAGUAUUGAUGUUUGUAUGUGAACCUCAGAUGAACACUACAGAUUUAUCUUCUGAGAUUAUGUAUCAGUUUAUAUUUGAUGUAUUAUUGUAAAUGAUUUCUGCCAGAGGAAGAGUUUGCAUCACAGCCAAAUUCUCUUUUAGUUGCAACUGAGAUUAUGUCACAUCAGUGAGACUGUUGUAUGUGAUCCAUUUUUUAAGUAAAUGAAAAAUGACCUAUUUACUGUUUCAUGUGAUGAGAAAAAGCCUUUCUUUUAGCAGCCUCAGUGUUUGUCAUAUAAUCAAGGAUGUAUACAUUACAGUUGAAGGUGAAAUGUAAACAUUACUCCACUCAUCCUGUUAAAUGUCAGAUGUGUGUACAUCUUUAUGGAGUGUUGUUAUUGCACUCAGCACUGACUGGAAGUAUGAAGUGGAGGAAGUAAUAAGCGGCCGGUGAAGGUAAAUUAACAGGUUGAGCACUUUAAGUGACAGAUAGAAACUGGUUUCAUUCAUGUCCAUCAUUGCACUUGCUAUGUUUUUGCCAAUCAUUCCCACCUUCUGUCAUUACUGCAGGUUUGGGAGCUUUUUUAGGAUGAUUUGGUUACAGGAAGUGAUAUUUCCCAUACUGUCUGCAUAGUUCUAACUGUAGAACAUUAAUUUUUCAUCUUUUAUCUGUGGUGCUUGUGGAAUCAUGUAUGUGUUUUUUUUCUUUCUCAGGUUCUUCGUCUUUUUUUAUUAUCUGAGCAAUUUCUUUGUAUUUUAAGUGUCAUUAAUGAAGGUGUUAUAAGAUUUAAAAGAAGGCCCAGAAAAAAAAGGCUGUGAUAGCAACAUCCCUUUUAUCAGCCUAAGCUCCCGAAUAAUCCUUAUUAUUUUGCAAAACUGUUCUCAUACUUACACUGCACUAUUAAAACAUAUCAUUUUAAA
This is a messenger RNA of Lates calcarifer (barramundi perch), 3703 nucleotides long. Its product is annotated as solute carrier family 35 member F5. Gene Ontology annotation, biological process: regulation of peptide transport. The record is from RefSeq and is a predicted model, not a curated record. NCBI's taxonomy places the organism in Eukaryota, Metazoa, Chordata, Actinopteri, Centropomidae. The transcript has 17 exons. Bases 385 to 1833 code for a protein of 482 amino acids.